UUAAUGGCCUGUGGGUAACCCUGAGGCCAGGCAGGAGCCAGGUGCUGGCCCCACGACGGCAGCUUUCUGGGACCUUGAAGGGCAGCACCAGCCUCCGAGAUUAACUGCAUGCAUGUCCACUUGACUCUGCAGAGCCGUGUCCUUUCUGUGUGGGUGCAUCAGACAUCCUUUCCCAGAAGGGUCUGAAAAGCUGGUUCUGACCUAUAGGUCGAUUCUAUAACUUGCUGAGGGGUUAGGUCACAAUGUUCAGCAUAACAGCGUGGCGGGGCGCUGGAGGAGGGGAGUCAGUGAGAACAGCUGGGCGGGAGAUGCGGAGGCGGAAAUGCCAGCCCGGCCUGUUCUGAGUGGGAGAAUGGGGCCUUGUGCCUCCAGCUCAGAGCCAGGCUUUCAGAGCUGGAGACUGAGUUGGGCUCAUUGUUUAGAACUUGGAAAACUUAUUAAAAACAGCAUUGAGAAUGGAACGUAGGCCUUCUGGAAAUGAUGGCUGAGCAGAGACUUGUUUAUUCUUCUUCCCUCCCUGAAACUCACUGAAAUGGACAAAAAGAAUGAAAACUGGAUAACAGGAUUUUAUCUCCAGUGAAUCAGGGAUAAGCGAAGCCGGAGAAUGGUGUCAGCCAGACGGGGAGGAGGAGAAAGAGAGAGCCUCGAGCAGCGUGCAGUUUCCCCACUGGAGCACUUGGAAGGGACCGUUGAUGACAUUUACUUGGCAGAAAGGGGUCUGUGGUCUGGGUGGGCCUUGGGGUAAACCAGAUGUAGGUGGGUGUCUGGUGAGAGAUGAGCUGAAGGAGGAAGGCCCAGGUGUUCAAGUGCACUUUCUACAAGAGCCAGAUUCUUAUGGGGUGAGGUGGGGGAGGGAAUGGAGAUGGCCCUCCCCGGGGACAUGCUGGCAGGGCCUUGGGCCUCAUCCCCCUUACAGUGGGGCUGAGAAGAGGCCUCCUGGUGAGUCAUCUUGCAGGUGGGCAGGCGGUCACCUCAGAGGAGCUUUGGCAGGAGGCCCUUGAGAUGCCCUUGGAGCCAGCUUCCAGCCCGUCCCCUCGAAGCACUGCAGAGGCCGGGGACCCUGUCCUCAGAGACCAGGAGACUCUUGCUGGAACCAGAGGAAGAAACAUCUGGUUGUAUUUGUGGUGCUGCUGCGCGCAGUGCGCCAACCUGCACAGAGACAAGCCAAGCCACGCGGGGCGUCCUGGGAACCCAGACGGCCUUACCGGGUGCAGGACGAUGCCUUCCUGACUGAUGCUGGAAGGCAUCCUGAUGACCGGCUGACGGCCGUCCCCCUGGGUCCUGAAGAAGAGGCUGCCAUGUCCCAGGCACAGGACUACGAGUGCGAGAGCCAGCAUGCCAGCCUGCUGGAGUCCCGGGUGUCAGGGUCCAGCACAAGGCUGGAGUGGGUGGAGAUAAUCGAGCCGCGCACACGCGAGCGCAUGUACGCCAACCUGGUCACCGGCGAGUGCGUGUGGGACCCGCCGGCCGGCGUGCGCAUCAAGCGGACCAGCGAGAACCAGUGGUGGGAGCUCUUCGACCCGAACACGUCACGCUUCUACUACUACAACGCCAGCACCCAGCGCACCGUGUGGCACCGGCCGCAGGACUGUGACAUCAUCCCCCUGGCCAAGCUGCAGACCCUGAAGCAGAACACGGAGUCGCCGCGCGCCUCGGCAGAGAACAGUCCCGGGCGGGGCAGCAGCGUCAGCCGCGAUGGCAGCACCAGCUCGUCCCUGGAGCCCGAGCUGGAUGCCGGCGACAGGGCGCAGGAGCUUGUGGGCCGCGCCAGCCGGCAGGCCGCGCCAGGGGUGGUGAAGGACGAGAGUGGCAGCUCCUCACCAUCAGGAGCACUCCUCGAGAAGGACUACGAGGUUUACCGGGACUACAGCGCGGACGGCCACCUUCUCCACUGCAGGACUUCCUCUCUCCGCUGGAACUCGGGCACCAAGGAGCGCAUGCUCAUCAAAGUUGCCGACAGGGAGCCCAGCUUCCUCUCCCCCCAGGGCAAUGGCUACACCCUGGACAGCCAGCCUGGGGGUCGUUCCCGCAGACCGUCUGGAGGACAACACUCGCCCAGCCUGCAGACCUUCACCCCUGACACGGACAGCCCCGUCUUCUUCCCCGAGAGGAGGCCGUCGCCUUUCCCGAAGAGGGCAGAGCUAGGGAGCUGCUCCCCGCUCCUGGCCCAGCCCCGCCGGCCGGCUGGAGACUCGCAGCCUUCCUCACCGCGCUACGCCUACGAGCCUCCCCUCUAUGAGGAGCCCCCUGUGGAGUACCAGGCCCCACUCUAUGACGAACCCCCUAUGGAUGUGCAGUUUGAGGCUGGCUCGCCGCGGCGGUCUCCUGGCCGCAAGCCACCCAAGCCGGCCUCUGCGUCGCCCUACCAGCAGCUGGUGCUCACCAGGCAGAAGUGCCCCGAGCGCUACCUGAGCCUGGACUACAGCCCUGCCGGCAAGGAGUAUGUGCGGCAGCUGGUGUACGUGGAGCAGGCCGGCUCCAGCCCCAAGCUGCGGGCAGGUCCGCGGCACAAGUACACACCCCACCCAGGGGGCGGCUCGCUGUCCCUGCAGCCCAGCCCUUGCCUGUUGCGCGACCAGCGCCUGGGGGCCACAUCCUCCCUGGGAGUCAUGUCUGGGGACUACAGCAGCAUGGAGGGGCCUGAGCUGCGGCCCGCCCUGCCUCCCACGCCCCUGCCCCAGGCCCAGGAUGAUGCCAUGUCCUGGUCUAGCCAGCAGGACACCAUGUCUUCGACGGGCUACUCUCCCGGCACGCGCAAGAGGAAGAGCAGGAACCCUUCCGUGUGCCAUGCUCCCAGCGCCCCGCCUGCCGAGGGCCCUGGGGACUGCGACCCGCUAGGCCAGCAGCCCCUGACGGAGGAGCGGCCUCUGUGUGGACCCGGCCUGAUGCCCAUGAAGCGCACGGAGGGGGAGGCGGGGGAUGGGGAGGGCCCCCGGGGCCCAGCUGAGCCCUUCCUGGCGCAGGCCCGGCUGGCCUGGGAGGCACAGCAAGCCCACUUGCACAUGAAGCAGAGAGGCAGCUGGGACUCGCAGCAAGAUGGCUCGGGCUACGAGAGUGACGGGGCUGUGCCGCUGCCCAUGCCUGGGCCCGUGGUGCGUGCCUUCAGUGAGGAUGAGGCGCUGGCCCAGCAGGAGAGCAAGCACUGGCAGAGGGGUGCCUUGGACAGGCUCGCCUUCCCACAGGUCCUGCUCGAGAAGAGCGUCUCUGUGCAGACCAGCCUUGCCUCCCCGGAGCCCUACCUGCAUCCCUCUCAGUCUGAGGACCUUGGCACCUGUGCCCAGUUCGAGAGCAGCCGGCAGGCCCGGAGUGUGAUGCCCAGCGCCAGCUGCGUGUUCCCCACCUUCACGCUCCGCAAGCCAUCCUCGGAGACAGACAUCGAGAACUGGGCCUCCAAGCACUUCAACACCCACACGCAGGGCCUCUUCCGGCGGAAGGUGUCCAUCGCUAACAUGCUGGCCUGGAGCAGCGAGUCCAUCAAGAAGCCCAUGAUCGUGACCAGCGACCGCCAUGUGAAGAAAGAGGCCUGUGAGGUCUUCAAGUUGAUCCAGAUGUACAUGGGCGACCGGCGUGCCAAGGCAGACCCACUGCACGUGGCCCUGGAGAUCGCCACCAAAGGCUGGAGUGUGCAGGGCCUGCGGGACGAGCUCUAUAUCCAGCUGUGCCGGCAGACCACCGAGAACUUUCGCCUCGAGAGCCUGGCCCGCGGCUGGGAGCUCAUGGCCAUCUGCCUGGCCUUCUUCCCACCCACGCCCAAGUUCCACUCCUACCUGGAGGGCUACAUCUACCGGCACAUGGACCCUGUCAACGACACCAAAGUGACCCAGCACAUGAAAGCGCUCCUGGAAAGGAACACUAAGAAGAAGUCCAAGUUGAGAAAGAAACCCAAGCCUUAUGUUGAGGAGCCGGAUGGGGUGGCAAUAAGCACAUAUGCCAAGUACUGUUACCACAAGCUGCAGAAGGCAGCCCUGACCGGGGCCAAGAAGGGGCUGAAGAAGCCCAACGUGGAGGAGAUCCGACAUGCCAAGAACGCGGUCUUCAGCCCGUCCAUGUUUGGCAGCGCGCUGCAGGAGGUCAUGAGCAUGCAGAAGGAGCGCUACCCUGAUCGGCAGCUGCCCUGGGUGCAGACCCGGCUGUCAGAGGAGGUGCUCGCACUCAACGGUGACCAGACGGAAGGCAUCUUCAGAGUACCUGGGGACAUCGAUGAAGUGAAUGCCCUGAAGCUACAAGUGGACCAGUGGAAGGUGCCUACAGGCCUGGAGGACCCCCACGUCCCAGCGUCGCUGCUGAAGCUGUGGUACCGGGAGCUGGAGGAGCCCCUGAUCCCGCACGAGUUCUAUGAGCAGUGCAUCGCGCACUACGAGAGCCCGGAGGCCGCCGUGGCCGUGGUGCACGCGCUGCCCCGCAUCAACCGCCUGGUGCUGUGCUACCUCAUCCGCUUCCUCCAGGUGUUCGUGCAGCCUGCCAAUGUGGCCAUCACCAAGAUGGACGUCAGCAACCUGGCCAUGGUGAUGGCGCCCAACUGCCUGCGCUGCCGCUCAGAUGAUCCACGGGUCAUCUUUGAGAACACUCGCAAGGAGAUGUCUUUCCUGCGCGUGCUCAUCCAGCACCUGGACACCAGCUUCAUGGAGGGCGUGCUAUAGCGCGUGGGCACCGAGGGACCGAGGGUGGGGACAGAGCCUGCCCGGGU
Molecule: messenger RNA, 4687 nt
Organism: Odocoileus virginianus texanus
Lineage: Eukaryota; Metazoa; Chordata; Mammalia; Artiodactyla; Cervidae
Gene: ARHGAP39
Product: Rho GTPase activating protein 39
Biological process (GO): signal transduction
Cellular component (GO): cytoskeleton; cytoplasm
Molecular function (GO): protein binding; GTPase activator activity
Source: RefSeq, a predicted model, not a curated record